GAGCCUGAAUAUAAACCAAACAAGCCUCCACACCCUGCAGUCAAAGGAAGUUCCUCUGCAUUCUUUCCAUACAUGCGCACACACACACGCACACAUAGCAAAGAAAGCUGCGAGUACUCUGCGGGCUGAUAGUAGGGGGUGUGGUGGGCCUGCUGGAGGCCUGCUGGAGGACUGGAGACCAGAAUCUCAUCAUCACCCAGGCCCUGCCAGUCCGUCAUUGGUCAGGGGCCUGGGCGCCUGUCCGUCAACCUCAGUCCGUCAUUUUUCAAGCCGAACCAAAUUUGCCAUCAUGAGUAAGGCAGGAUGUGACGACGAUGGAGGAAGCAUCUUUGAGGUGCACCCUGAGAAGUCACCAAGUGACAAGGCCACGGCUACUACGGCAACAGGGCCGGGAUGGACAAAGGUUAGCUGCCCUUGUUGUGUGUCGGAGCGGGUUGAGCCACUGGUUCUGGUGAAACUUGGUGAGAAGGUCCGUCCUGAGACCAAAAGAUGGCUCAUCAAAUUGAUUGGAACUCCACAGAAAGAAGGAGGUGCAGCAUUGCUGGCCCAUCCAGGUGAAGAUGCCACUGGUGACAUCAUCAUGGUCUCCGCCCCACGGUGCACAUUGUUACAAGCCACUGAGGAGUUGGGCCUGUGCAAGACGUAUAACACUGGGGAAAUGGAGACGUUCUCGUACGACGACAGAGACAACUUUCGACAUUCAGACAACAUAGAGAUCUUCCUGACGCUUGCUGAGAGACAGUACAUCAUCAAGUAUGAGCUGGAGGGUCUGCGUGCGCGGAGGGAUGUGAGGAUACCUGGUCUGGCUGACAACUACACCCUACAACACCGAGACAACAUCUGGCAGAAGAUGACCUCCGCUGGCGUGGUUGUGGAGACGUUCCCCCUACAUAACAGGGCAAGACUGAAAGAGCUCAGUAAAUCCUGGUACUCUGGGAACCAGCUGUCACAACCACUGGAUUCGGUCAAUGCGUAUUUUGGGAGCACGGUGGGAUUCUACUUCAGCUUCCUUGAUUUCUACACUUGGUCUCUGUUGCCACCGGCUAUUCUGGGCCUUUGCAUCACAUACUUCUCCAGUGAGGUUCAGAAGGAAGCGGUGGAGGCAGUGGCCGGCUCACAGGCCGAGAUCCACGAGGAGGACGCCGGACUCACCGCGAGUGGUCACAUGAUCCAGGCUGUGUUCAGCAUGCUCUGGUCCACCGUGUUCAUGGAGCUGUGGAAGCGUCGCAGUUCCUCCCAGUCCUACCGCUGGGGGACCCUUCACCUCGCCGAGCGCUUUGCGGAGCCUCGACCCGGUUUCCAUGGCCAUCUUGGGAUGAACCCUGUCACUGGUCGUAUGGAGCCUCUGUUUCCUGAAUGGCAGAGGGAUCUGCGGAUGGCACUGGUCUCUAUCCCGGUGGUUGGACUGUUUUUGGGGAUGGUGGUCCUUGGCAUGCUGUGUUUCUACUGGGGGGAGAACCAAGUGAUGUGGCUUCACGACGGAUGGGACUCAAUGGUGUCCCAGACGUUACUCUACGCACCUUCUGUGCUUCACAUUGUCUACACGAAUAUGCUGGCCACGGUUUACAAAAGAGUGGCCCAGUCUUUGACUGAAUUUGAGAACCACAGAGAAGAGUCUGCAUUCCAGAACCACCUGACAGCAAAAGUGUUGGUGUUCACAUUCUUCAACUACUUUGCAGUCCUCUUCCACAUUGCAUUCGUCAAGCAGGAUGUGCCGUUGCUUCGUAAGCGCCUGGCAUCUUUGCUGAUCGUGACCCAGUUGGUGAACCAGGUGACAGAAGUGGUGGUACCUUUCCUUGUGGAUCACUUCAUUAGUGCCCCCCACAGGACGGAAACUGAAGAUGACCCAGAGGAAGACAAAUUUAGGAAUCAAAUCACCCUGCCAGUGUUCCCUGGCCUAUUUGCCGAAUACAUUGAGCUCCUGGUUCAGUUUGGCUAUCUGAGUCUUUUCUCGUGCGUCUACCCUCUGACGGCCGUGCUGCUGCUCAUCAACAACGUAAUGGAGAUCCGCUCCGACGCCUACAAGAUCUGCAAACUCUUCCGCAAGCCGUUCUCCGCCCCCGCGGCCAACAUGGGUGUAUGGCAGAUUGCGUUUGAGAUCCUGAGUUUCGUCGCGGUGGUGUCUAACUGCUGGCUGUUGACACUGUCUCCACAAUUGCAAAGGAUGCAUCAUGAGGGCCAGAUGAGCAACACCGACAUCGUGCUGAUGGCCAUUUUGGCUGAGCAUGUUCUCAUCGUAGUCAAGGUGAUUGUGGCAGCCCUGAUUCCAGACGAACCAGAGUGGGUCCGAAAAAAGAGGGCCCACAUGCAGUACACGUCCAUGCAGGCUUUACGACAGCAGAACCUCCCUUCUGAGGAAUCCUGAAUCUGUGAAGCAAUGGAUCAGCUGGACCCAAAACGAACAAUUUUUGAGCUUCAAUAGUCCGAUGCUGUGCCUGCAUACUCAUCAUCCAUAGUUUUUAAAGGUGCCAUUUUAUACUUUGGAGACAAAUCACGUUAUUUAUUUUAUUCAAUUAAAAAAAAAAAAAAAAAAGAUUUUAUUACAAAUUCACAACAGUAAAAUGUUAUACCCCAGUCUUAGAUGAAGAAAAAGCUAUUCAGAGUGAAUUUAAAAACAUCCUUCAGACUUUAAAUAUGGCUGAUGGUGAUGAGUUUAGACUAAAUAAAUAAA
This is a messenger RNA of Hippocampus comes (tiger tail seahorse), 2671 nucleotides long. RefSeq names its product anoctamin 10b (gene ano10b). The record is from RefSeq and is a predicted model, not a curated record. NCBI's taxonomy places the organism in Eukaryota, Metazoa, Chordata, Actinopteri, Syngnathiformes, Syngnathidae. The coding region runs from base 290 to 2365 and encodes 691 amino acids. Gene Ontology annotation, molecular function: chloride channel activity. Gene Ontology annotation, biological process: chloride transmembrane transport. The transcript is spliced from 17 exons. Gene Ontology annotation, cellular component: plasma membrane.